Phoenix dactylifera (date palm) is the source of this 760-nucleotide messenger RNA. RefSeq lists its product as uncharacterized. The record is from RefSeq and is a predicted model, not a curated record. NCBI's taxonomy places the organism in Eukaryota, Viridiplantae, Streptophyta, Magnoliopsida, Arecales, Arecaceae.
GGCACUGAUAUAAGUACUAGCUCACCUCACGCAUGCACCAAUCUCAGUCAUCCAGUGCUUGCUCGCUUCUUAAUUUCUCAGUUUCGAGUUUCCAACAGUUCAGUGUCUUAGAUUCUCUUGCCAUGGCUAGUGUUGAGGUGGAAACAGCUUCAGCUGCCACUGUGGAAAUCGAGGCUCCUUCACCUGCUGCCAAAGAAGUGGUCGAAGCCGAGGUCCCGGCCGCAGCCGCAGAAGAACCCAAAGUAGAAGAGGAGGCAGCACCAGCCAAAGCAGAAGUGGUGGAACCUGAGGAGAAGCCAGCAGAAGAGGAGAAGCUCGAAGAAGUUGCUUCCCCAGAAGCUGUUGCUGCUGCAGUGGAGACUACAGAGGAAAUGAAGCCAAAGGUAGAACCAAUAGCAGAACCAGAAGCAAGUACAGAGGAAGCCAAAUCUCCUGAAGGGGAGAAAGAGUGUGUUUAGAGUUUGGUGAGUUUUGUUGGGAUGGAAGAGAGAUUCAGAUAAAGCUUAAACAGAGGGAUAUGCAGAGAAGAACAGUUAUAAGGAUUGAUGUAGAUGAUAAAAAAGAAUAAGAAUGACAUGAAACUACAAACAGGGCAAGGGUUCUGGGUAUAGUUUCGCUUGAGGAGGCCGUUUGUACUGCGAGUCGAUGGGGCGUGAUUCGGUUUGGUUCAUAUUUACUCUUUAUUUGAAUUCUAUGGUUAUAAGUUUUUUUUAAUUAUUAAGAAAUAAUAAAGUAAUGCACUCUUAGACGGUUUUUUUUU